This is a messenger RNA of Gossypium arboreum, 1422 nucleotides long. RefSeq names its product 3-hydroxyisobutyryl-CoA hydrolase-like protein 1, mitochondrial. The record is from RefSeq and is a predicted model, not a curated record. Gene Ontology annotation, molecular function: 3-hydroxyisobutyryl-CoA hydrolase activity. The transcript has 14 exons. Gene Ontology annotation, biological process: L-valine catabolic process. NCBI's taxonomy places the organism in Eukaryota, Viridiplantae, Streptophyta, Magnoliopsida, Malvales, Malvaceae. Bases 20 to 1228 code for a protein of 402 amino acids.
CUUAGAGUGCAAAUCCGAAAUGCAGAGCUUAAAGCUUUUGGUAACAAGUCGUCGUCGUGACAGUCUAAUCCGGUUGAAGAGAAACCUAUCCUCGCUUCCAAUCAAUUCUUCUGCUGAUGAUCUUCAAAAUCAAGUGCUGGUUGAAGGUAAAGCGAGUUCUCGAGUAGCGAUUCUCAACAGACCUUCGUCUCUCAAUGCUCUCAAUACAAAUAUAGGCGCUAGGUUGCAUGAAUUGUACGCAUCUUGGGAAGAUGAUCCCAAUAUUGGAUUUGUGGUCAUGAAGGGCAGUGGAAGGGCAUUUUGUGCAGGUGGAGAUAUUGUUGCUCUUUAUCAUUUGAUAAAUGAAGGGAAGAUAGAAAAGUGUAAGGGCUUUUUUAGGACGUUGUAUAGCUUUAUAUACCAUCUUGGUACAUACUUGAAGCCUCAUGUGUCUAUGUUAAAUGGCAUUACUAUGGGUGGUGGAGCUGGAAUUUCGAUACCUGGGACAUUUCGGCUUGCGACUGAUAGAACCGUUUUUGCUACCCCUGAAACUCAAAUUGGCUUCCAUCCUGAUGCCGGAGCAUCCUUUCAUCUCUCUCGUCUACCUGGUCACUUAGGAGAGUACUUGGGUCUGACAGGAGCAAAACUCAUUGGGGCUGAAAUGGUUUCUUGCGGGCUUGCGACACACUACUCAAACACUGAUAAGCUUCCACUGAUUGAAGAAGAGCUUGGAAAUUUGGUUACCGAUGAUCCUUCUGUCAUUGAGUCUUGUUUGGAGAAAUAUAGUGAUGUAGUCUAUCCUGAAAAGACUAGUGCGCUGCACAGGAUUGAAGUGCUCAAUAAAUGUUUUGGCCAUGACACAGUUGAGGAAAUUAUCGAUGCUGUGGAAAGUGAGGCAUCUGCAACAAAUGAUGCAUGGUGCAAUUCCACAUUAAAGAAACUUAAAGAAGCUUCACCAUUGAGCUUGAAGGUGUCUUUGAGAUCGGUACGAGAAGGCAGAUUUCAAACCCUUGACCAGUGCUUGGUUCGUGAGUAUCGGAUGUCCCUUCAAGGGAUAUCUAAGCGAAUCUCCAAUGACUUCUGCGAGGGUGUCAGAGCACGAGUGGUGCACAAAGACUUUGCUCCAAAGUGGGAACCUCCAAGCUUAGAAAAAGUGUCGGACGAUAUGGUGGAUCAGUACUUUGCACCUCUCAGUGAAUCUGAGCCAAAUCUGGAGCUCCCCACAAAACAGAGAGAAGCAUUUAACUAGUUGCUAUGGUUAGCCAUAAGUUGGAAAAAUACAUGGAAUCUUAUUCUGCUAAGAAAAGAUACAUUCAUCUAUGAUGGUCGAGAAACGGCAGUUUGCACAUUAUUUUGUGCUUUCAAAAUUUUUGCGACUUAAAAGAUGAUCAAACAUAUGGCUGCAAUAAAUAGAGCAAGAAUUAAUAAAAACAGAUUAUACAA